This is a messenger RNA of Lasiosphaeria miniovina, 1235 nucleotides long. RefSeq lists its product as uncharacterized. The record is from RefSeq and is a predicted model, not a curated record. Gene Ontology annotation, biological process: regulation of transcription by RNA polymerase II. Gene Ontology annotation, cellular component: chromatin; PcG protein complex; transcription regulator complex. NCBI's taxonomy places the organism in Eukaryota, Fungi, Ascomycota, Sordariomycetes, Sordariales, Lasiosphaeriaceae. Gene Ontology annotation, molecular function: DNA-binding transcription factor activity, RNA polymerase II-specific; RNA polymerase II cis-regulatory region sequence-specific DNA binding. Bases 186 to 1115 code for a protein of 309 amino acids. The transcript has 2 exons.
GAAGGCAUUUCCCGUCCUGAAUAUGACGUGAAACUGUUCCCGAGAUUUGAUCGACCAAAUGCUGAAAAGCGACAUCAAAACAAGACCAAAAAUAAAAGACCAAAAACUAAAGACCAAAACCAAACCACCACAACAAAACAUACACCCUAUUUCACCGAGAAGCAAAACCACAGCUCUAGGCAACCAUGGCUUCCAGGGCAGGUCUAGCGACAUGUUUGGAUUCAGGUUCGGAGGCGAAACAAGUUGAAGCAGGCAUAUCUCUAGGAUCCUCGGACAUUCCGUGGGAUGUUGGGCCUACCUUCAUUUACUGGCCGUUGCAAAAGCUCGAUGCACUCACUCGAAGGGAGCCUUCACGAGCGAUCCAGGACAUGCACAACCCUAGGCUAGAGAAAGACCAGGAUCCGGUCGACUCCAGCCCCCCUACCCUAGAUCUCUUGAGCGGACCCGUGUCCGAUCCCGUUCAAAAAGCGAACGCCUGGGGCAACCCUGUCUCACUGACACAAGACUAUGACGAAACAUGGAGCUUAUUUCAGCCGCAACAUGAAUUAGACGAUGGCACGGGGUGGUCAGAAUACGCCUUCCAGGACAGCUUUGAACUCUACCGUGAAUCACCGCUCUUCUAUGUUGAACACUUCAGGGCCCCAUUCGACUCCCGCCCCCCAAGUCUAGCUUCAACUGUUGCUUCAACUCCCACACUAGACCACAACAGCCGCCCAGGCUCCAGAAGAUGUCACAAAUCCCCGCUCGCGUCACCUUUGGCCUGGCCACGGGCAUCAUCGCCGAAGAGAUGGGUUUGCACAAAAUGUGAUAAAGAUUUCAACGAAAAAAACUGCCUCAGAAAACAUCUACGCAGCCACAUUCGACCAUAUAGCUGCCCAACUUGCAAGAAGGAUUUUUCGUUCACCAAGGAUCUGAGGCGCCACCAGCUGACACGGGGCCAUGGCGGACACGACGUUAUGGAAUUGCUCUCCUGCCCAUCCGAGGGAUGUGGAUUCAAGUUUAAGGCGUGUAGGAGAGAUACGUAUAAGAGACACUGCAGGUUGGUUCAUGACGCGAGGCCGGGCGAGAAAACGAGGCGAAAAGUGGGAGAGUCUACUUUUGAAAGGGAUAUAUGAAUGUGGGAUAUUCGCUGCUCCAACAUUGCUUUCAGUCUUUGGUGAUACUUUAGCUAGACCGGCGUUCUAUUAUAGGUAUCGAAAUUGAUGCAAGAGUCUAUCGGGCACCACCCAAUCAAC